This is a messenger RNA of Scatophagus argus, 759 nucleotides long. RefSeq names its product upper zone of growth plate and cartilage matrix associated b (gene ucmab). Gene Ontology annotation, biological process: regulation of osteoblast differentiation; embryonic skeletal system development. The record is from RefSeq and is a predicted model, not a curated record. NCBI's taxonomy places the organism in Eukaryota, Metazoa, Chordata, Actinopteri, Scatophagidae. Bases 339 to 752 code for a protein of 137 amino acids. The transcript is spliced from 5 exons. Gene Ontology annotation, cellular component: extracellular matrix.
CCUCUUGCUAUGAGGCGACAGUGCUAACCACUGCACCACCGUGCCGCCCAUAAAUUGAAGUACAAUGAAUGAAAAAAAAAAGUGCUUUAAGGUGCACAAUAACUCUGUCAUGUCUAAAUGAAAUCCUCAGCACCUUCCUAUCACUUGGAAACAGUCUGUGUUGUUUGUAGGAUCCAGCUUCUUAUCAGAUCUGUGCGGUCCCUCCCUCACUCUUCUCUGACAAGCAGUCAACAUUCCUGCAGACUCCCACCCAACCUCUCACAUACGUCUUACUCACCUCUCCCUCCUGGUCUGCCUCACUAGUCGUAUCUCUCAGCAAUCCAGACACAGAAGUAAAGAUGUCCCGGACGUACGCGACCCUCCUGGCUCUCCUCGCUGUGCUUCUUGCUCUUUCUUUGUCUCCAGGGGCUGACUCUGCAGCUGUGCCCAGCAGCACAGGCAACACCAAAGACCCACAAGGUCCCCUGAAGAGGAUCUUCAUGAAGGAGGCAGAUGCCUUGAACUUCUUCAGAAGACGCAGCAGACGCGGUGUGAAGUCUCAGGAUGAAAUUAACGCUGAGCAGAGGCAGAUUCUGGCUGCAGACGAGCGCAAGAGAGAGUUUCACGAGGAGAAGAGGAACGAGUUUGAGAGCUACGCCGAGGAAGACCACGAUGAACAAGACGAGAGGACCAGAGAGAGCACCGAGCAGUGGAGGGAGUUUCACUACGACGGGAUGCAUCCUCCACACGAGUACAACCGUCACUCCAUCUGAGAGCUGA